Diaporthe citri is the source of this 2361-nucleotide messenger RNA. RefSeq lists its product as uncharacterized. Gene Ontology annotation, molecular function: hydrolase activity. Gene Ontology annotation, cellular component: P-body. NCBI's taxonomy places the organism in Eukaryota, Fungi, Ascomycota, Sordariomycetes, Diaporthales, Diaporthaceae. Bases 1 to 2361 code for a protein of 786 amino acids. Gene Ontology annotation, biological process: protein modification process. The record is from RefSeq and is a predicted model, not a curated record. The transcript has 4 exons.
AUGCACAUCCUCGUGAUCAACGACGACGGGCCCCCCCGCUCCUGGAUCGGCAAGGCGCACAUGAUCGGCCAGACGCUGAAGCCGACCUACUACCGGCCGCCGCCGGCCUCGUCCCCUCCCGCGGGCCUGGGCGGCCCCGAAGACGACCUCGGCACGACGCACAGCAGGCCCUCGGCGGACGGGGCCGUGGAGGAGUGGGUGCUGGUCGACGGGACGCCGGCCAGCUGCGCGCAGAUCGGGCUGCACCACUUCUUCGGGGACCGGGGCCCCGUGGACCUGGUCCUGUCCGGCCCCAACUACGGCCGCAACACCACCGCCGUCUUCGCGCUGAGCAGCGGCACCCUGGGCGGGGCGCUCGAGGCCGCCGCGUGCGGGUACAGGUCCAUCGCGCUGUCGUACGCCUUCUUCACGCGGAACCACGACCCGGAGAUAGUCGGCGCCGCGAGCAGGCACGCCGUGCGCGUCGUCGAGGCCCUGGCGCGGCAGUGGCCCGCCGACGGCAGCGCCGACGUGUACAGCGUCAACGUGCCGCUGGUCGAGGGCGUCGAGCAGCGCAGGACGGUGUGGGCCGGCCUGCUGCAGAACUACUGGAUCAAGGGGAACAGCGCCUUCGAGGCCGUGGACGCGGACGGGGCCGACGGCGAGGACGAGGAGGAGGAGAAGAUCCGCGAGGGCGCCAAUGGCGAGGCCGCGAGGCCGCGGGUCGACGGUGUGGCCGAAGGCGGGAGUGGCAAGAAGGGCCACGACCACAAGCAUUUCAAGUGGGCGCCCAAGCUGGCGGACGUCAUGAAGGCCGUGGAUGGCGCGCCUGCCGAUUGUGACGGGCGGGUCAUCAGGGACGGCCACACGAGUGUGACGGCAUUGAAGGCCAACUUCCUGCACGCCGCGGAGAGCCUGCAAGGGCAGGAUCUGAAGCUGGAUGAGCGUGAGGCUACAACAGAACUUCCCCUCAGGACAGCGGGGACAUUUGGGCCAAAGACGGCAACCAAGGCUAAGGAGGAGUCCCAGCCAGCAGUCCCAGCAGCCGCGGACUCGGGGGAGCAAGUGUUCGCGAUCGUCGACUACGAGGAUGCCUACGUACAGCCGAUCAUCACCUCGGCCCUGCAGUCCCACAUCCCGUCCGGCCGGCUACGCCUCCUCUCCCCGGACCCGUCCCGGAGCCUGACGGAGCAGGUGCCCAAGGGUGCCAAGGUGCUCCAAAUACGGGCGUACGAGUCCAUCGACUUCGACCACGCAUCCACAAACCCGGGCACGUCGCUCAUCAACAGCUACGUCAUCCGCAAGGCCCUGAUCAGGAAGCACUUCCUGUCAACGACGGUCGACCAUUGGGUCGCCAAGAACCCGGCGUCGCCCCUGAGGGGCCACGUCAAGGCCAGCGAGCCGUUCGAGGUCGACUACGCCGAGUUCCUAGACGACGCACUGGACGAGACGUUCGACCUACGGGCCAGCUUAGAGCGCAACGGCGGGGGCGGUGGUGAUUCCUUGAGUGCGGAGGAGAGGGAGUGGUGGAUUCUCAAGCCGAGCAUGAGCGACCGCGGGCAAGGCAUCCGGCUGUUCUCGACCAUGGAGGAGCUCCAGGCGAUCUUCGACGGGUGGGAGGCCGAGGAGCCGUCAUCCUCCGACGAAGAUAACGAAGACGGGGACGACGGCGACAGGGCUGGUGCUUACGGAGGCGACGACAGAGAUGGCAUCACGACGUCGCACCUCCGCCACUUCGUCGCGCAGCCGUACAUCCACCCGCCGCUCCUGCUACCCGAGUGCGGCAACCGCAAGUUCCACAUCCGCGCGUACGUUCUUUGCGUGGGCGCGCUCAAGGUCUACGUGAGCCGCUCGAUGCUGGCCCUGUUCGCGGGGCGGGCGUACUCUGCUCCGUGGGAGAAGAAGAACGACGGCGAAGAUGGGGACGACCAGGAUGAAGGCUACCUCGACGCACACCUCACCAACACGUGCAUUCAGGGCCCCAAGGCGGACGCGGGCUCGGUGCGGCGCUUCUGGGACGUGCCGGGCCUGACGGUCGAGGCCAAGGACGACGUCUUCGCGCAGGUGUGCUCCGUCACGGGCGAGGUGUUCGAGGCCGCCGCCAAGGCCAUGAUGGUGCACUUCCAGCCGCUGGGGUUCGCGUUCGAGGUGUUCGGGCUGGACUUCCUCGUGGACGCCGCAGGGCGCGCGUGGCUGCUGGAGGUCAACGCGUUCCCGGACUUCAAGCAGACCGGGGACGACCUGCGGGACGUCGUGGCUGAGCUCUGGCAGGGGGCGGUGAGCAGGGGCGUCGCCCCGUUUGUGGGAGUGGAGAGUGGUAGCGGCAGUGGGAAGGAGGACGGGAUGGUGCUGGUUCGGGAUGUUGACCUGGGAAGGAGGUGA